UGUAUGUGUGUGGGUGUGGGUGUGGGUGUGGUGUGUGCGCGUGUACACUACAUGUAUGAAAAUUCCUCUUUACUUGUUUGUGUGUAUGUAUGCGUGCGUGAAAUCUUGAAAUUUUUUUAUAUAUAUUCAAUACAUUUUAUAAUCGAUAUAUUUAAAAAUCGCAAAUUAUUUAAGUCUGUGAUUUCCUAGUCAUAUUGUGUAUGCAAACUGAGAUAACGGUCGUUAUAGCAACAAUUACCAAACAAUAAUGCGUUCUAUAUUGUUGUGUAUGCUCAUCAGGUGCAAUGGAAUGUUGAUAUCUUUGACAACAAUUAUUAUCAAAUAAUGCAUACAUUAAAAUUGGUAAUGAUAGGACCGACUGAGAGCGGAAAGACCACGAUAGCUAAUUUUCUAGCAGAUGCUACGGAAAUUCCGUAUGACUAUCGUCCAACUCAAGGUGUUCGAAUUCUAGAAUUUGAAAUAAAUGAUAUGGAAGUGAAUAACGAACGCAUAUCGAAAGACAUCGAGUUGUGGGACUGCAGUGGAAAUCACAAGUUCAAAAAUUGCUGGUCAGCUGUACGUAAAGACGCACAUGGCGUGAUACUUGUAUAUAGCGCAAAAAUACAGGAUUCUUCGAAAAAGUUGAAAGAAUUUUACGAUUAUUUCGUUAGUGGAGCCAAGUUGGGACCAAACAAUUGUGUAAUAUUUUUCUUUGAUCCUGAUAAUUCUGCAUCAAGCGCGCCGAAAAUUAUUUCAUCUAGCUUUGCUAAUGUUUCUCAUGUCAAGUGUAAUGUGGAUGAUAGCGGUGAUAAAUUAAAAGCUGAUUUUCGAUUGUUUCUAAGUACCCUAAUGACAAAACUGCAUGAAAACAAAGAAGAAAAACUAAUAUUGAGUGAUAAUAUAUUAUUUGCUAAAUAAUAUGUU
Molecule: messenger RNA, 903 nt
Organism: Pogonomyrmex barbatus (red harvester ant)
Lineage: Eukaryota; Metazoa; Arthropoda; Insecta; Hymenoptera; Formicidae
Product: intraflagellar transport protein 22 homolog
Source: RefSeq, a predicted model, not a curated record